Messenger RNA from Protopolystoma xenopodis, 771 nucleotides. NCBI's taxonomy places the organism in Eukaryota, Metazoa, Platyhelminthes, Monogenea, Polystomatidea, Polystomatidae. The record is from the annotation of a GenBank genome assembly.
AUGCACAAGCGGAACCAAAAGACUGAACCGAUAGGCCUGUCCAAAGUCCGCGCUGGUGAGGGCCAGCCGAGGCGAUGGCGCGUUCCUGUGCUUGGCCAUCAUGCGAAUUCCAAAUUGGAACAUUUGGCUGGACUGUUGACAAAACCGCCAAGUCGGUCUGUGGAUCCUACAGAGGAUUCUCAUACCCUUCUGCCGUACCCACCUUCAGGCGCAUUAUCGCCUCGCCUGCAGGCCCAUUCUCAGACAGUUACGAGACAUCUUGUAAGUGGGCCGUUGGCCCUUUCUUACACUCGUCUAUCAAUCCCUUCGUUUUUUCGUCCACCCAUCCACCCACCCACCCAUGUUCCACACUUUGUUCGCCUGUCCAGACGUCUGAUGCUCAAAUGGGACAGACCACAGAUUGGUCAUCGGCCUAAGUAUGUGACGGGGAUGGGAGGAGGAGCCAGAGACCAAUCGGGGCUCGAACUGGCCAGUGGAAUAGCAUGCCUGCGAGACUGGCGCCAGGCGCCUGAGUGCCACCGGCACUUUCCGUCCUGGCCACAUCACCGACACCUCGGGACUGGUGAAAGUCCGAAUGGGCUGACAUUUUGGCCGGCUCACUCGGCCAAGGGGAUGUGGGUGUUUCAGAAGCCGAGGAGGUUUAUAGCAGUCCUCUCUACCUGCCCUCUGCCCCGAGAGCAGAGAUACCGAAUACGUCCUCUCGGCCGGCCAACUGGUCCCAUGAAGAGGAGGUCCCAUGAAUGUGGCCGAGGAGAGGGGGAAGGGGUGUGA